AUGUCUCGGGACCCUGACGACGUGCCGCCUCCCCCUUACAGCGAGCAGGACUUGUUCUCCGCGUCCGGGAGAGACGCGCACGUCGCUGACGACACCUCUCGGUCCACCUCGUCCACUAAUGGGGACGUGAUUUAUACCCCUCCCCUCACUCCCCAUAGCUCUCACCACUCCAACUUCGCUGGAGAAGUCGAUCAUCUUGAGCACUCGGCUGCUGCUGCAUACUUUGCCUCACGGCCUGCUCCUCUGUUGACUACCCAACCACACCUCGUACACUCCAUCACUCUCACUCGGGACUCUACCCCGGACAGCCUGCCGUUCCCCAGCCACUUGACAGGCCGGGACGUCCGGCUCGAAGACUGGCAGACCUUUGCCAAUUAUUUGAUGCCACAUUACUCGGCGACUUCCAACGAGCAAGUCAUUGACCGCAAGCUGCGGGCCGAAACCAUGACGGCCACCAACACUCUCCCCCGCAGCAACAACAGCAAUAACGACGACGUCCGCUCUCAGUUGUCGGGCAGGAGCCAUGCCGAAGCCCAGCUCGACCGCAUCCGCUCACUCGUUGAGGCCGACGCUGCCCAGCAGAGGCAGAACGCCGAGGAUACCAUCCGCGAGUGGAACGACGGCUUCUUUGCCCCGCGACGCAUCACCAUCCGUGUCGACCUGGGGCCCAUUAACAGCAACUACACCAACUCCAACCAUGCCAGCGGCCUGAACGAAGUCCCCGCGGACCCGGAGAAACAACCCAUCCCUGGCGCGUGGGACCAAUCCUUUGACAACAGCAACAACAACAACAGCCCCAACUCAGAAACAGACCGCAACAACAACAACAACAACAACAACAACAACAAUCCGCCGCGUAGAGGAUUCGGCAGCUUCUUCAACCCCUUCGCCUCCCGCGGCAACAACGCCAGCGCCAAUACCAACAACCACAACCAUGCCCGUGGAGGCGGAGGUUUUCGGUUCGGAGGAAUCAACGUCGAAGGCGACCGCGUGUCGAUCGGCAACUCGUUUGUGGCCGACGGCCGCACGGGGUCUGUGCGCAUCGGCGGUAUUGCCAUGGACCCGCGGAAUGGCAUCAGUAUCAAUGGGCAGCCUAUGUUUGGUGGUGCGGCGCAUCUCCAUGGUCAUACCUCACCGCUUCAUGCGCGGAGAGUCGGUUCGCUGCCCGACUACGACGACCUCCAUGACGCGCAGCUGCCCGUCGCCAAGCAGUGCGUCCGGGAAUGGCUGCAGCACCCGGACCAGCCCAUCACCAAGGAGAAGGUCAAGCACGUGAGGGAGCAGAUCAAGGCCGCCAAGAAGUCGACCACCGUUGACGCGGCAGGGUUUGAUAAGUCUGCCCUCCGCCGCGAGGUCAGGAACCUCCUGCGCGAGUGGAAGGAGCUCAAGCGGCAGCAGAAGCGCACCCGCAAACAGGAGAAGCGCGAACUCCGCCAGGCCAAGCGCGAGGCGAAGCGUGAGAUCCGCCGGGCCAAGCGCGAGGUCAAGCGCGAGCUUCGUCAGGCCAAGAAGGAGGUGAAGCGGAGCCAGAGGGAGAUGCACCGGGAGUGGCGCCGCGGGCCCCAUCCUCCUCCUCCUCAUGGUCCUCCUCCUCAUGGUCCUCCUCCUCAUCACGUCUUUCCUCCUCACGGCCCUCCCCCGCCAGGGUCAUUCGGCAUCCCUUCUUUUCCCCCAAUGCCACACAUGCCACACAUGCCCGGGAUGCCCCCCUUCCCCGGCGCCUGGCCAGGCGGCCACGGUGACCCACCCCACUACGACAGCCACCACCACGACGAAGGUGUCGAACCCGUUUCCGGGGUUGGAUACCCGGAGUCGCAGGCCAAGUACCAAGCAGCGUGGGAGAUGGAGGCUCGGGUCGCUGAGAAGGAGGCCGAGCUGCUGCAGCUGCAUGAGAGGAUCGCCGAAGAGGAGCAAGAGCAGGCGCAGGAGCAGGAGCAGCAGCACGGCGCUGCUGCUGCUAGUGAUGGUGUUGAUGAGAAAGAGAAAAGAAAAGGAGGGCAGAAGAGCAAGAUCCACGCCGAAGCGGAGGCGGUGGAGAGGGAGAUUGAGGAGCUGGCGAGGGAGAUGGAGCGGUUGAGGACGGAGGCGGAUGAGGAGUUUGCGAGAGCGUUGGCUGAGGAGGAGGAACGGAGGUUUAGGGGGUAG
This is a messenger RNA of Parathielavia appendiculata, 2145 nucleotides long. RefSeq lists its product as uncharacterized. Gene Ontology annotation, cellular component: nuclear pore; nuclear pore cytoplasmic filaments; cytoplasm. Gene Ontology annotation, molecular function: phospholipid binding; translation initiation factor binding; inositol hexakisphosphate binding. The record is from RefSeq and is a predicted model, not a curated record. Gene Ontology annotation, biological process: poly(A)+ mRNA export from nucleus. Lineage: Eukaryota; Fungi; Ascomycota; Sordariomycetes; Sordariales; Chaetomiaceae. Bases 1 to 2145 code for a protein of 714 amino acids. The transcript is spliced from 2 exons.